Emys orbicularis (European pond turtle) is the source of this 756-nucleotide messenger RNA. It is a transcript of the gene TAGLN3, whose product is annotated as transgelin 3. NCBI's taxonomy places the organism in Eukaryota, Metazoa, Chordata, Testudines, Emydidae. Gene Ontology annotation, cellular component: actin cytoskeleton. Gene Ontology annotation, molecular function: actin filament binding. The transcript has 5 exons. Gene Ontology annotation, biological process: actin filament organization. The record is from RefSeq and is a predicted model, not a curated record. Bases 1 to 756 code for a protein of 251 amino acids.
AUGGCUCUUAGCAACGCCCCUGCUUUGACCCUCCUCAUAUGUGAGGAAAAUCAAAUCAAUACACUGUUCUUCAAAUCAGGAUGCAGCAGCAGCAGCAGGGUAUCACAGCAGUCUUCAUCUCUUCUUAAAUUUCUCAGUGCUUUUCCAUUCGAUGAGAUGGCUAACAGAGGACCGAGCUAUGGUUUAAGCCGAGAAGUGCAGGAAAAGAUUGAACAGAAAUAUGACGUGGAAUUAGAGAACAAGCUAGUGGACUGGAUUAUUAUACAGAGUGGUGAAAAGAUAGAGCAUCCACCUCCUGGAAGGCAAAAUUUUCAGAAAUGGCUAAUGGAUGGAACACUGUUGUGCAAGUUAAUAAACAGUUUACAUCCAAAGGGAAAAGAACCCAUUCCAAAGAUCUCUGAAUCAAAAAUGGCUUUCAAGCAGAUGGAACAAAUUUCUCAAUUCUUAAAAGCUGCUGAAAUCUAUGGAGUAAGAACAACAGAUAUUUUCCAGACAGUGGAUUUAUGGGAAGGGAAGGACAUGGCUGCCGUGCAGAGAACUCUAAUGUCUUUAGGCAGCUUGGCUGUCACCAAGGACGAUGGAUGUUACAGAGGGGAUCCCUCCUGGUUUCACAGGAAAGCACAGCAGAAUCGGCGAGGGUUUUCAGAAGAGCAGCUUCGUCGGGGACAGAAUGUCAUAGGCCUUCAGAUGGGUAGCAACAAAGGUGCAUCGCAGUCCGGCAUGACAGGCUAUGGGAUGCCAAGGCAGAUUAUGUAA